Molecule: messenger RNA, 5531 nt
Organism: Thamnophis sirtalis
Lineage: Eukaryota; Metazoa; Chordata; Lepidosauria; Squamata; Natricidae
Gene: VKORC1L1
Product: vitamin K epoxide reductase complex subunit 1L1
Biological process (GO): vitamin K metabolic process; peptidyl-glutamic acid carboxylation
Molecular function (GO): vitamin-K-epoxide reductase (warfarin-sensitive) activity
Source: RefSeq, a predicted model, not a curated record
CCCUGCGCGCGCACAAGGGCGAGGAGUCUCCUGCCGGGUCCGCCUAAGCGAGGGCUGGGCUAAGAUGGCGGCGCCCGUUCUGCUGCGAGUCUCGGUGCCGCGCUGGGAGCGGGUGGCCCGCUACAUCGUGUGUCUGGCCGGGAUUAUUCUUUCGCUCUACGCCUGCCACCUGGAGCGUGAGAAGGGCCGCGACCUCCAAUAUCAGGCACUCUGUGACCUCAGCGAGCGUGUCCGGUGCUCCUCUGCCAUCUCCUCCAGAUGGGGUCGAGGAUUUGGCCUGCUAGGCUCCAUUUUUGGAAAAGACAGUGCAAUAAAUCAACCAAACAGCGUUUUCGGUCUUGUAUUCUAUAUACUGCAAAUGUUGCUUGGUAUGACCGCAAGUGCAGUAGCAGCGCUGGUCCUCAUGAUGUCCUCGAUAGUGUCAGUAAUAGGAUCUUUGUACCUGUCUUACAUUCUGUACUUUGUGCUGAAGGAAUUCUGCGUUGUCUGUGUCAUCACAUACUUGCUGAACUUCGUUCUCUUGAUCAUCAACUACAAACGACUAGUAUACUUGAACGAGGCCUGGAAACGGCAGCUCCCACCCAAACAGGAUUAACUGCUUUGCAAAAUUUUGACUGACAGUUUGAAGGCCCGGCUUCCGUUUAUCUUUAUUUCACAGUAAAAGGAUUUUUUUAAAUUAUUAUUCAUAUCACUUGCUUUCCCCAGGAAUCAUAGCUAAUUCAGUUAGAGUGACUCAAAGGAUAGGGGCCCUGGGUAACUUCUCAGUCAAUAGCUAUGCUGAGGAGCUGUUUGUGAAAGUCUUAACCUGAUCAGAGACAAGCUUUAACUCUACUUUGAAGGAGUCCACAGAGGCAUAUUCUUUACUCCUUCUUUACCCUUCCCCAAAUAUUCCAGGUGGGCUAUAGGAAGUCUCCCAUCUCAGCGUGAAUUGAGGUGGGCGAAGUCUUUAACUGGGAGAUCAUGAUUAUUCUAGACUUUAUAGGUACCAUAGGGAAACAUUGCCCUUGUUUACAUUAUGUCUAUUGGUAGCCAAGGGAAUUUGACCACAUAGAUGCAACUAAAACACUUACCACAACUUGGUGCAUAGUGGUAGAAAAAACUGGCUAAGUCCUGGCAAAGAAAGAAGGUCAGCACAGCUCAGCCAAGUGAUGACUUGAAGCAUAACUUUUGAAGAAUGGUUCAUUGUGUUAUUGAGAUGGUUUUUUUUAAAGUAAAUUGAAAAUUAGUUUGUUUCCCUGGAGAAGAUUUGCAACAAAAGAUCUUUGCCAAUAUGCCUUUUCCCCAGGAUAUGUUUAAAGAAAAGGAAUUCAGUGGCAUUAAAAAAUGACCCUGAACUAAGUUGGGUUUCCUUGCAACAUCCAAACUGUUUUCCAUGGACGGAAACAAUCUUUGUCUAGGGAUGCUUACCAAGGGGAAUGGGGCACCUUGAGUUGCCCAGACCUCAUCAGUAGGAAGCCUGUACAAAUGGGAGUUUGAGGGGCAGAAUUGGCUGUGUACUUCAGAAGAUGUGAGACAGCCCAAUAGUGUUAAACCAAUUUGAUUAUAAUAUUUCUAGCUGCUGUAUAGAAUUACAACUUGACACUGGAUCCCAGUAACCCACUGGGUAAAUGAAUGCACUGAAGAAUUAGGAUGCAGUCCCUCUGUGAGCUUUUUUUGUACAUAGGUUCCACAGAAGUGAAGAGGGGCGGGGGAGUGUAUAAAGAAAUGUCAGUGGAGGGUGCUUUGAUGUUCCUGAGAAAUUCCCCUUCAUUUAGUGAAGCUCGUAUAGCAAACCCAGAUUAUGGACAGAAAUAGAUUUAUAUCUGUAGAGGCAGAGCAGUUUCAAAUGUAGAAAUUUGGCUAAAGCAGUUUCAAAUGUAGAAAUUUGGCUAAAGCUUAGGGAGAUGUCCAUUGACUCUUCCUCCCCCAGUUAGGGUAAAGGAAAUAGAUGGUAAAAAAUUGGCCCAAGAGUCAGUCAUGGUUCUACUUGAACGAGCAACUUGAAAUAAUUUCCCAUUCAUAUGUCAUAAAAUGCAGUGUUUUUUUUUAUUAAAAAAGUGCCUUCUGUCUUACAAACCAAAUAUUGGGGGUGUUUGAAAUUACCAGGCAGAAGGGUAUUUUUUGAUGAAUCAGACCUUUGCAGUAUGUAGAAGGUGAUCCCUUGGGCUGCUCUUAUACCAAGGCACUCUGGCAUCACAAACGGUUCCUUGUAGGACAUACCUGGAGGUUGGGGGUAUUUUUUGAGAAGGCAGGCUGCUGUCUUGAUUAGGACAGCUUUGAGCUCUGCAGUCCAUGCUGACUUCCGCUUUUCCUGCUGGAGUUCUUUAAAAAGAGAUGCUUUUUCUCAGAACAUAAAAUUUUGUCUGCUAUACUUAGAUUUAGGGCUUAGUUUACCCAGGGGUCUCUCAGUAUGCCUCAAUAUGACAAGGAGGCCUUGGAGAACCGUUGCAGUUUCUUAUAUGACAGCUGGGCCAUAGCUGUUCCAAGCAAACCAGAAGAGCUGCUCCUUAGCAAGAUUGCCGUGUUUCUUCCUGCAAUGGCAGAUCAAGGAACCUGUUGCAGCGGCCUGCUUAUCAUUGGAGUGCAAGAAGGUGACAGAAAUUUCCAGAGACUGAAGGAGUUACAGGAUUGAUAGGAUCGAAAAGGAGUGCUCAGUGAUUGAAGCAGCUUUUGGAAACAAAAUGCAAUCUGCCAGCAACUUCUUGUGAUGCGUAUUCACCAGUUGGGCUCCCUGAGAUCAUUAAGACUGUUCUCCUGCUCACAUGAUGGAAAUUUGGAAGACUUAUAUUAAGGGUAGAAACCAAAUUUUGGUGUCUAUUAUAGCAGAGAUUGCCGUGCACUUGGGUCGUAACGGGCUAACUAAAAAGUUCGGGUCAGGCCAGAAUAUAUCCAGGAUACAACAAAGGGCAUUGUUGCCAAAAACUUAAAUCCUGUUGUUUUCUAACCAUCGAUGCUUGCUCCUGCUUAUGCCCAAGAAGAGUGAUCUUCCUGAAAAAGCUCCCUUUUAAAAUUCCAGUCUGCGUUUAAACCCUUUCCUCCUCCUGCGUCUAAAGGGGUCCUCUUUUUUUGUGUGUCAUUUUCUUUAAAAAGAAAAUCAGCAUUAAGGUAUAAAUGCAAUUCUUCUUAAUGUUUUGUAAAAGUGCAGGAUUUUAUUUUCCAAUGGGAGCAACAUGUGCUGAAUAUGGGAUGUCUGACAGUAUUUAAAUGCCUGCCAAAUGAACAGUCCAGUUGGUUUAUGUACAGAACUAUGGUGGAAUGCAAGUCUAAUGGAAGAAGACAGGUGUUUACGGUAUAUAUAUAUAUAUGUAUGUAUAUAUGUAUUUAAAAAAAAACACUAAAUUCUGCUUGUUGUCCUUGUCAAAAAGUUUCUCAGAAAUGCAUUUUGUAUUAACCAGAGUACAGUUAAAGCUUGUCUUGAAUUUUGAAAUUAGAGCUGAUGGGGGCGGGGGGGAGUAUAAUUUACAAUUUUUGUUACAUUGGUAUGUGGAGAAUAUUUUCAAGUUUAUACCCUCACUGAUAAAAUUUUAUUUUAAGACAUUAAUGUAACAUAGUGUGAGGCUUUAUUUUUUUACAUGUCUGCAGAUGAGAUGGGGCUUUUCUAUCUUUCUAAGUAGAGAUUUCCAUUAUCUAUACCGGGGUGUGGCCAACGAUGGCAACUUCACGACCUGUGGACUUCAACUCCCAGAAUUCCUGAGUCAGGCUCUGAAAUUCUAGGAGUUGAAGUCCGCAGCUCAUAAAGUUGCAUAGUUGCCUAUAUACCAGUAUCAAUUAUAGGGGAUACAAGGAAGUUGUAGUUUUCUUCCUCGGACUUCCCCUCUCCCCCAAUUUCUUGGGUGGGAGUGCAAGCAGACACCAUUUUUCCCUCUGCUGAAAAGUUGCCUGUUCUGCUCAUUUCUCGUUCUAAGUCAACACCUUUUAAAUGUUGACUCUUAUUUUUUUUUCUUGUUCAAGAACAGAGGUGUGAAGGUAUUGGUCACCUUGUGUACUUUGAAGCAAAAUCCUGACUUCUGUACCCCUCUUCCCCCAUCUCCCAAUUUCAUUAGUAUUCCGUGGUGUUCAAAUGGUCUAUGCAGCCAUAGUUUGUGUUGGAUGACUCGUUCUCAAUCAGGUCCCCUUCAGACAUGUUGGGAACCCCCCCUCACAACUCCCAGAAUUCCUAGGCAGCUGAAACACUUUGGGCUGAGGGCCAAAUUAGACAAGCCAAUAUUUUUUUAACAGAGCGGAGCUUCCCCUGCUUGUGCGUUGUAAUGUUUGCAAGCCCUCCAGCAAGCAGGCGGUGGGCAAAUCUCCCUGCAGGUGUGCACUCUCUGCUGCCUUCCCUCUUCUUCCACAAAGGUCAUUCGUUCUCUUUAAGGCGGCAAUAUUACUAGGUUGCUUGGCCAUACUCCCAAACCUAUAUGGAUGAUGGAAGAUGCUGCAUGUCCCUGUUUUUCGCAAGUGCAGCUUUCACUCUUGCUUUGCUCCCAAUUCCUUUCUUUUUAUUUGGAAAGCCUAAGAGCCCCUGCUCUUUGGCUCUGUCUCAUCACCCAAGUUGCUUCUAAUUUUAUGCCAGUGAGGAAGGAAGGAAAUUUUUUCAGUGACAAAAAGUUUGGGUUUUUUUAAUAACAGUGUCCCAGGAGGUAAUUUUCUUGAAGAUCAGUUUAAUUCUCCCUACCACCACCACCCCAAAUCUCUCCCACUUCUUGAUGGUUCAGAAGGAAGAAAGGGCCCUGACACCCUUUUCCAAGAAAUCAAGGUUUUCCAUAGGUCAGAUAAGCCCUUUUUCUAAGAUUUCUUAGAAAUCUUCAUACCUGGGAGUCAGUAUGGUUCUUAGUGCUUGUAAUGCAGUUUUGAAUGGAUGACAGCUUUCUUGAGAUACCAGAAAAUGUAUCCAUGAAGCAGAUGGCUCCAUUGCAUCUAGGCAAUAUACAUUCCCAGAAAAGGUUUCUGUCACUUGAUUUUCAGGAGGAAUCAAGGAGAAGUAGCAAGAGAAAUCCACACCCUUGGAAGAGGAAUUUUUCAACCUAGGUGACUCUUCAAGGAAAAUAUCAGAGUGGGCUCUAGUCCAGAAUGAGAUGAAAGUUUAAGAAAAUAAUUACUUUGAAUUUUCUGAUUCAAAGCAAAGUCAAAAAUGAUUUUCUUUUUGCAAAAUAAUAUCUCCUGAUCUGUAUGAACAAAAAAAAUGGUCAAAACAAACUAAACAUUUGCUUGGAUUCUUUCAAGACCGAUUAAACAUGACCUAGUAAAACUAGUUUAAAAAAAAGAUGAAGUAUUCCGUUUCCAUUUUUUUAAAAAAUGUAUUAAGCAUGGCCUAAAUAUUCAAUGUGUGUUCUGUCUCGUAUGUUUGAUCUGACAACUUUUUGAUGUGCUUCGAACUCCAAAACAUCUCCAUUUCGAUUGGAGUCAUUCCAUUCUUAUUUUUUUAUUUUUUGGUUCAACAUAGGACUGUGAUAUUCUGAGAUUGAAAUUCAAUUUUGCUAACAGGGGAAUUAAAACCAUGUAAAUAUUGUAAGAAUGUUUAUUUGUUGCACAUAACUUUUUUGGUAUAAAAAUAAACGUAGAAAUUAUCUGUG